AUGAUUGUAUCAGCAACGCCGAGCUCCAAUGCCGGAAUUGGGAGUGGAGAGCUUGGCAGUUUUGUCCGACAAUUGGUGGCGGGGCGGUGGUUUUCUCUUUUCGCUUCGUUUCUUGUUAUGGCCGGCGCCGGCGGAGUUUAUUUGUUUGCUUAUUACUCUAGAGACAUCAAAACGACGCUCCAAUGCGACCAAACGACGCUCAAUAAGAUUGGGUUUUACAAAGACCUGGGAUCCAAUGUUGGCAUUGUCGCCGGCCUUCUGGCGGAGGUGGCGCCAACUUGGGUCCUUCUCCUCAUCGGCGCCGCCUUAAACUUCGUCGGCUAUUUCAAGAUAUGGCAAGGCGUCACCGGGAAAAUUGUCAACCCCACCGUCGCGUAUUUUUGUUUUUACAUUAUGGUCGGAGCAAACUCUCAGAAUUUCGCCAAUACAGGCGUGCUAGUCACGUGCGUGAAGAACUUCCCGGAAAGAAGAGGGGUAAUGUUGGGGCUUGCGAAGGGGUUCGUGGGUCUAAGCGGAGCAAUCAUGACACAACUUUACACCGCCAUUUACGGCGACGAUACCAGGUCGCUAAUUCUGCUACUCGGCUGGCUCCCCUCUUUAAUCUCUUUGAUUUUCAUCUCCACCAUCAGAGAAAUCAAAGCCGUCAAACACCCUAACGAGUUCAGAGUCUUCGUCCACUUCCUCUGCGUCUCCGUCAUUCUCGCUCUGUUUCUCGCCGCCUUGAUCUUCAUCCAGAAACGAAUCCGAUUCGACCAAUCCGCCCACGCCGCCGUCGUCACCGCCAUCGCGUCUCUGCUUCUUCUCCCCUUGUUAAUCGCCAUUAGAGAAGAAAUCGUUCUAUGGAAUCUCAACAAACGGACGAUCGGGAUUCACCAGCCGCAAACAUCCCCAAAUCCUCCUUCUUCUUCCUCCAACAAACCCUCCAGAGGAGAAGACCACACCAUUCCUCAAGCCAUUUUCAGCGCCGAUAUGCUCAUCUUAUGCAUCACCAUGCUAAUCGGCGUCGGCGCUAGCUUGACCGCCAUCGACAAUCUCCGCCAGAUCGGUGAAUCCCAUGGCUACCCAUCUGAAACAAUCAACUCAUUGAUCGUUCUGGUUAGUAUUUUCAACUUCGCCGGAAGAAUCUUUUCUGGGUUUGUCUCUGACAUUUUACUCGAGAAAUUCAAAUUCCCAAGGCCAUUAAUGCUCACGCUUGUCCUCUUGGUUUCCUGCAUUGGCCAUCUUUUGGUAGCCUUCCCCUUCAAUGAUUCGCUAUACAUUGCAUCCAUUGUUAUUGGGUUUUCAUUGGGCGCUCAAGUCCCAUUGCAUUUCGCCAUGAUUUCUGAGCUUUUUGGGCUGAAACAUUACUCCACGUUGUUUAAUUUUGGCCAAUUGUUUUGCCCAAUUGGGUCUUAUAUUCUGAAUGUGAUGGUCACUGGGAGGCUCUAUGAUGAGAUGGCCAAGGCCUCCGCUGGUAUAGGUGGGCUUCAUUGCGAAGGCCAUUCUUGUUAUGAACAGUCGUUCGUAAUUUUAGCUGGGUUGACGUUUUUUGUAGCGUUGGUGUCGUUGAUUUUGGUGGAGAGGACGAGGGAGUUUUAUAGAGGGGAUAUAUACAAGAAGUUUAGAGAAGACAUGGAGUCUUUGAAGACAAAAAUGGAGUUUUAUACUCUCGAUGAGAAGAGGACGAGGAUUGGCAAUUUACUUGUUGACAAACAUAGCAUUAAUAUCAAGUCGUGAUUUGGGUUAAGUUGGGUUGGAUAUCGAAUUCUUUCAACGUGCACUCGAUUUGAACUCAACUGAAGAAUGUGGGAUGCACCAGUUCCAAAUUUGGCAACCUCAUUUCUCUGCAUCGUAAUGAAAAUGUAAAUGUAUAGCCUCGGUGAUCUCAGUCUACGAUCAUUGAAGUUAUUUUGUGAAUUAAGUUUUGUUCAUAUA
Cucurbita pepo subsp. pepo (vegetable marrow) is the source of this 1914-nucleotide messenger RNA. Its product is annotated as protein NUCLEAR FUSION DEFECTIVE 4-like. Gene Ontology annotation, cellular component: membrane. NCBI's taxonomy places the organism in Eukaryota, Viridiplantae, Streptophyta, Magnoliopsida, Cucurbitales, Cucurbitaceae. The record is from RefSeq and is a predicted model, not a curated record.